Molecule: messenger RNA, 714 nt
Organism: Procambarus clarkii (red swamp crayfish)
Lineage: Eukaryota; Metazoa; Arthropoda; Malacostraca; Decapoda; Cambaridae
Source: RefSeq, a predicted model, not a curated record
GAUGCCUGAGGAAACAGUUGAGACUUUGAGCGAUAAUAAUGCUGAAAAUGACGGUUUGACACCAUUAAUACUCGCUGCAAAGGAAGAAGACCAACAGGGGCUGCUCGACCUGCUAUCUAAUGGAGCUGAUAUCAACGAACGCAACGAUUUUGGAGAUACUGCACUUAUAUAUAUUACUAAAUAUGUUUGCUCCAUCUCCUUUUGGGCCGCUGUCCUGACCUGUCUCUUGAAGACAGAAACGGCGACACAGCUUAUGGGGUCGCGAUGAACAAGAAUAACGUAGAGGCUGCAAGACACAUGACAGUUCGUCCACUUGGUUUAAAUCUCUAUUGCCCAAUUUAUUCCAUUUUCCUUAAUAGAUCGACACUGUAGUUUUCAUUUUGAACAACAUAUGUGUAUAUGAAGUGAAUUUUUGGAAUUUAGGGAAUAAACUAAAUAUAUUAUUUGUUAUCGAGUUGAAAUUAUAAUCAAAUGAGUAAGUUUCCCCCCCCCAUAAAAAUCCUGCUCGUUAGGCGGCAAGAGUGAGGAGGUGAGGCAGGUGUAGUCAGUUAACAAGUCCGAAACUGCUCAGUUAGGCCGUUGUUGUCACGGCCGGAGGGUGUCAGGAGCGGCCUUUACGUCCCCUCCUGCUUGACGCCAUUCUUGUCAGUGGGGUCACCAGUAGGCCAGUGGGUACGUGCCCGCCCCAUGGCCAGUGGGUACGUGCCCUGCCCU